Molecule: messenger RNA, 3364 nt
Organism: Cyprinus carpio (common carp)
Lineage: Eukaryota; Metazoa; Chordata; Actinopteri; Cypriniformes; Cyprinidae
Product: G protein subunit beta 4b
Biological process (GO): G protein-coupled receptor signaling pathway
Cellular component (GO): heterotrimeric G-protein complex; cytoplasm
Molecular function (GO): signaling receptor complex adaptor activity; protein binding
Source: RefSeq, a predicted model, not a curated record
UGGGUGUGGUGAAGAGAUCGCUGGCAAAAACUGCCUCAGUUUGCGUGAGGGCUGCGCGGCCCUUUAAAUGCGUUUAAAAUCGACUUCCAAUGAAUUAUUCUGCUUUGAAAUUCAUCUGUGCGCAUAUCAACAUGCAAGGGAUCUGAAAGAAGCGGAUUUUCGCCCGAACUAGCCUGAUCAGGUCCAGCACGUUGUCGUCUCGGGUGCCGGUCAAACAGGAACAAUGAGUGAGUUGGAACAGUUGCGACAGGAAGCGGAACAGCUUCGCAACCAGAUCCGGGAUGCUAGAAAAGCCUGCAGUGACUCCACACUUUCGCAGAUGACGGCGAGCCUGGACUCAGUGGGGCGGAUACAGAUGAGAACGAGACGCACGCUCCGAGGUCAUCUUGCCAAAAUCUACGCCAUGCACUGGGGCAGCGACUCCAGGUUACUUGUCAGUGCCUCCCAAGAUGGCAAACUCAUCAUAUGGGAUGGUUAUACGACCAACAAGAUGCACGCUAUUCCCCUGCGCUCCUCUUGGGUCAUGACCUGUGCCUACGCCCCGUCGGGGAACUACGUGGCCUGCGGAGGCCUGGACAACAUCUGCUCCACCUACAGCCUUAAAACCCGCGAGGGCAACGUCAGGGUCAACCGAGAGCUGGCUGGACACACAGGCUAUCUGUCUUGCUGUCGUUUUCUUGAUGACAAUCAGAUCAUCACCAGCUCCGGUGACACCACAUGUGCAUUGUGGGACAUUGAGACGGGCCAGCAGACCACCAGUUUCACGGGACACUCGGGUGAUGUCAUGAGUCUGUCGGUCAGUCCCGACUUAAAGACGUUCGUGUCAGGAGCCUGCGACGCUUCUGCUAAACUGUGGGACAUCAGAGACGGGAUGUGCAGGCAGUCCUUCACCGGCCACGUCUCGGAUAUAAAUGCCGUCUGCUUCUUUCCGAAUGGAAAUGCCUUCACGACGGGUUCAGACGACGCCACCUGCAGGCUGUUUGACCUGCGCGCGGAUCAGGAGCUCAUGAUGUAUUCUCACGACAACAUCAUCUGCGGCAUCACCUCCGUGGCCUUCUCCAAGAGUGGACGCCUCCUGCUGGCCGGAUACGACGACUUCAACUGCAAUGUUUGGGACACUUUAAAAGGCGAACGUGCAGGUGUCCUGGCCGGUCAUGACAACAGAGUGAGCUGUUUAGGAGUACCUGAUGACGGGAUGGCCGUGGCCACGGGAUCAUGGGACAGUUUCCUUCGGAUCUGGAACUGAGAGCGGUAUUAAAAUCUCCGGCUCUGUUUCCUCCGGUCCCAUUUCUCCGUCUUUCCACAGCAGUUCCUCCGUAUUCCAGUUAUUACACAUGAUUUUCAGUAAGUAGAUGAAUCCCGUGGAGAAGCCAAUCAUCACCGCCGGCCACAGGAAUUAUAAGAAGAGAUUAUUAAAGUGUCAUUGUGUAAUAUGUAAAUAUUCAUGUAUAUGAAUAUAGAUAUGGUAUAUAUGUACAGCAUUAUGUGUAUGUAUAUACCAUAUAGUAUAUACAUACAUAGUGUUCAUGUAUAUAUUUUUCUAGUUGAUCAUUGGCCCAUGACAUUUUUAUUAAUCUUUCACUCUUUUUUUUUUUUUUUUUUUUUUUUGUACAUAGAAAACAACGCUAAACUAGAUAGAACAUUGCAUGUAUUACAAAAACUUUGUGAAUUUUCUGAAGUUUUUGAAAAUUGGAAAACAAGCGUAAAACUUUUUUUUUUUUUUUUUUUUUUUUUUUUUUUUUUUUUUUUUUUUUUUUAUGCAGAUGAAAACCUCAACUUUUUUUUUUUAUAUAUACACGCCACUAAAUCAGUAAUCAGUUAUUGGUGCUUGAGUUUGAAAAGAAGGCACUGAAUUUUCAAAUGUUUAACUCGAAGCAUUUUGACGCCUCGUUUUUAGGAGUAUUGCUUUUGAUUGAUAACAGAAUUCAUAAUUGAUCUGCCCUUGAACUUCACCCUUGAAUACUAGCGAUCACAAUAUAACUAAUCCUAGUGUAUAAAUUCCUAUUCUUGGUGCUUACAAAGAAAUCUGUGCUUCGAAUGAAUUCAUAACACUUGCUUUUUCUAUUUUUAAAUCCGAAAUGUCCACAAAUUUAAACGUUGCAGUGUUACAAAGAUAGAACGUCUCGAAAAAGUAUCAAUAUUUUUAUUAGUGUUAAUUCACAAGUGUUUUUUUUUUUUUUUUGGUGACCUCUUAGUUUCAGCAUGUACAUGUGUUCACACAGGUGGGGAUGAAGAACACUACCUGGUCAGGAUAGUUAAACUGCUGACAAGUCACUAUAUUAGGCUUAUUUUUUUCUAUUGAUCAAAAAACGUAGACCAGAGCGAUGAAGCCGUUUACUCACUUUCGCCAUCGGUUCUGACAGUAUGUCUGUGUUCGUGCGGUUGCCAGAUUGAUGCUGGUUUGAGAUGCGUGUCAGUUACCAGCUUAACGAGCCUCAUUAAAACGGUGAUAUUUGUGCCAUUGUUAACGCUUUUAACACGUCAUGUAACUGUGAAAAGCAUUUAAAAUAUUUCUUUUACUUGACCUUUUUAUAUUAAAGGGAAUCGGAAAGCAGCUUGAAAUUAUUAUGAGGUAUUAAAACUGUAAGAAGUCCUUUUUGAGUUUGUUUUUUUUUGUUAGAAUAUAUUUUUACAGUUUUAAUUGCUCCGUAAAGGAAUCGAUUUUUGUUUGUUUUUUGCUGUUUUAUGAUGAUUAACUGUGAAAAGGGAUGUCUUUGGUAAUAAUGUCUCAUUUAGAAGUCACUUUGAAUUCAGUUCAAAGAGGAAUUAUGCUGGUAUUAUAAGUAUUGGUUAGAUUUAAGUCAGAUUUCUGUUGUUGGUACUGUAGACGUUGCAGGAUUGCCAAUCAGUGAUUCUUUUUGUGGUUGUUUUAUUAUAAUCAUGUUGAGGAUUUGAGUGGUUGGUUCUGGAUCAGCUUAAAUACAGCUGCCAUAAGAGCGGCUGAAAUGCUGAUGUAGUCUUUCAGAGCUUUCAUGAAAACCACGGAUGACUUUUCCAAAUGCGUUUAGGUGUUUUUUGUUACCAGUUAUUUCCAAUUCCAAACCACUCAAACUUGGCAACAAAAGAGCAUUUUUAGUAUUACAGUAUGUUAGAACCCCAAUGUUUUAAGUAUUCAUAAGAUACUUUUGGCUCGAUCUGUAAGCUUCAUAAUCUUUUUUUUUUCUUCCUCCUCCUCCUUCUUUCUCUUUCUUUUGAGCCAAUACAACCAGGAGUGUGGUGCCUUGUGUCCUUUCACAGUGCCAUAUUUUCAAAUAAUCAUUUUUAAUAACAUCUUGUUUCUCAACUUUUUCGUAUUUGUAAAGUAACCUGGUGAUAAUGCUGCCAUACACUGAUAUUGUAACCAAUAAAAAUACUUUUAACCACA